CUUCCGGGCGCCAUCUUGGAUUAACAGUACAGAUAAAAGAGGCGUCGCUAGCCGCUAAUAAUUUUAAAUUGCGAAGCAGGUGGAGUAUUUUUUGUCGCAGGUGGAGAGUCUUUAGGGGAGCUGGCACUAUUAAUUGUUGUUGCCAUUAAAUGACUGGUGUUUUUUUAAGUAUUACAAUCGUAGUUCGGAAAAAGCAGCAGCUAGCUUGGCAGGGCUAAACGUUAGCUUACCGUUGACAGAGCUAACCUGGGUUAAAUGAAAACUAACCGACGUUUAAAAAUGUUUUUUAGCUAACACAUGAUUCAGCACAACUGUGGCUAGUCAAAUACCACUUUUCUACCUGUCCAGCUCUUACAGGUGUUUUACAGUAUCUUGAACAGGCGGGGAUAACAGCGACACCUUUGGCGGAGCGUGGGAACAUGACAGCUAACGGUGUUGCAGCAGGCGGGCAGAGCCUCAUCAGGUCUCUGCAGGCGGCUGCUGCUGCUGCUGCUGAUGGAGUAGGUGGGACGAGGGCUCCACUCAUGGCCAUACGGAACUGUUUGUGUCCGAGCCGCCAGCAUCAGCAGUGUUUGUAAAGGCGCUUUGUGCAUCGCUAAUCCGCUCUGAUGUCACGGUGCAGAAGGAGGGGCUGAGCUCUCCGCUUUUAAUCCGAGCAAGUUGUCUGGAGGGACAAGCAAGAGCCAAACCGAGCCGAGCGAAGCGAGCCAGGCACCGGGGGAGACUGGGGCGAUGUGUAGUGCAGCAGCCGGACCCGGGCCUCUCCUCCACUGACAUGCAGGCUGUGCUAUGAGCGGGGUUUCCUUGGAGACAAGAGGCAUGUUCUGAAAAUCCGAGUCGAAUCACGCCCCAGCCAUGAGCCACAAGUAUCAGGGAGAGGCGGCGGGGGAAGCAGGCGAGGAGCACAAGGCACCUCCGAGGAACAGGCAGCCCAACGGGACGACACGCGGGGAGCCUCCCGUACGUCGGUCCUGGAGGCCGUGUCAGAUGCUCAACCAGGACGGGGAGCUGGAUCCCCACCAUCAUCACCAUCAUCACCAUCAUCCUCCUCCUCACCACCACCAUCAUCAUCAUCCGCCCACAGGUCGUGGGCCCCCUCGCCACCGCCGUCGCCCUCCAUCAGGGCAGGGGCAAAGCCAGGCUCACGGUGCUGGUCUGGACCCAGCGGUGGCUUCCUCCAGGUCGGAUGGGGGCGAGAGUCGGGACCCUGAGCCGCAUCCUGUCCAGCAACCACGCCCUGGUGUCGCCCGCUACCGUCGUCAUGGCGACCCUAACCCCAGACUCAGAGGUCACAGACAGAGGCAACCAAUCAGAGAGACGCAGGACUCCUCACCUGGGGUGGAUGAGAGAGAAAGUCCGGCAGAGGUGCAGCUGCAGGUGCAGCAGCGCUCAGGAGAUGAUCCUGUAACAGACCAGUCCCAGGAGAGGGGAUCUCUUCACCAGACUCCUGUCGCUGUUGUCACCCCCACCCACCUCUCACCUGGUCCUGCAACUCAUAAUGCGCAGCCUCACCCACAACACGCUCCACCUGCUGAGGCAGAGGAGGAUCUCCAGGAUCACAAAGCAGAGUGUGAAGAGGAACUGCAGGAAGUUAAGGAGAAGGAAGAAGAACAAGAGCAGGCGGAGGACAAGGGAGACCGCCGCUCGACCGCGGGUCACUCCAGCUGCAGCCGGGACGACGUGCAGACAGUCGACGACGAAGCAGAGGAUCAAGCAGAGAGGGUGGAGGAGGAUCAGGAGGAAGCGAUGGAUGAAGUAGCGGAGGACAUUGCUGCUGCUCAGGGAAGCGAAAUCACCGAUCUCUGCUCUGACACGGAGAGCGCCGCUUCGCUCAGCAUGGACGGACCACUCCACAGCCCGCCGCCGCUCCAGUCACCGACUCCCCCUUCGUCCCCUGAUGUUCCACCUUUCCCCCAGCUGGACCACUUCAGCGAGGACGCCAGUAUGAGCCCCCUCCCCGACAAUGACCUACCUGAAGAUGAAGACGAGGAUUGCUCUGAAUCGAUGCUCGCUGUCUCCACUCCACCUCCUUGCUCUGACUCUUACCCAAAAACCUAUGCAGACUUUUAUACAGAGUCCCACCAAAAGUCUUACCCGGAGCCUGUCUAUGAGUCCUACUCAGAGCCAAAAUCCCAUCCCAACUCGUUUCCUGAACCUCUCAAGACCUCCUAUCCUGAGCUACACAGAGAGCCGUGCAGGCAACCUAAUCGGAGGAUUGAGCCUAACGAGUCCCAGCAAGAGUCGCGUCACGAGCCCUUCAGCAGCCAUAGAGAGGAGAAUGUACAAAAAGUGGCUCCAGCCUCCCCCACCAAGGGCUCCCAUCAUGCACCGAGGCAUGUCAGAGACCGGGGUUCACAUCACUCCCCUCUGGACCGCUCUGUUGGCUGCCGGCUGCACCACUACGACGGACAGUCAGACGGCGAGGGCGACAGCGGCAACCAAAGCCCCGUCUCCAGAAGUCGCAGGCAGGCACCCAGACGAGCAGAAACCCAGGACAAGAGCCCCUCGUCCGGGCAGAGCAGCUCAGGCGAGGCCCACGAGGAGUGGAACGCGGUGGGGGAGGAGGGUUCAAGGGGCUCGGGAGACGCCAUCAGCCUGGCGAUUAAAGACAUCAAGGAGGCGAUUGAGGAGGUGAAGACAAAGGCGGUACGCUCCCCCUACACACCUGACCAGCCUGUGGAGCCGAUAUGGGUGAUGAGGCAGGAGGUCAGCCCCACAGAGGACGUUUACCCUCUGCAGGCUACAACUGGCUAUUCUUCUCCUCACUCCCCCUCUCAGUCAGCAUCUGAGUCUCCAUCCUGCUACGCCUCGGUUCCGGUUCGUGAGCAGGUCAGUCCGCGGAGAGCCGACUCAUCCAGAUCGGUCCAUCCCCAACAUUAUCACCAACAACAGCAGCAGCAGCAGCAGCAGCAGCAGCAGGCUCAACACAACCACAACCACCACCACCAAGGCCACCAGAGGGACGCUGCGAGGCCGCCGCAGGCGUACACACAGCCGCAGGCGUACGCGCACAUGCCGCCUAAUCAGCAUCAGCAUCAACAGCGGCAGCAUCCGCAACAGAUUCAGCAUCAACAGCAGCAUCAGCCGCCUCCACCGCCUCAGCAGCUGAGGCCACAAGUUCAGCCUCCGCCGCCUCCACAGCAGCCGUCUGUCCAGGAGAUUCGCAGAUCUCUUGCCCCCUUUCCCACAUUUGUGGACGUCCCGGGACCGUGUGACCCAGAGGACCUUAUUGACGGCAUCAUCUUUGCGGCGACCUACCUGGGCUGCACCCACCUGCUGUCGGAGAGGACGCCCACAAAGAGCGCCCGCAUGCAGCAGGCGCAGGAGGCCAUGAACCGAGUCCGGGCGGCGCAGAAGCAGGCAAAGAACAGGAAAAAGAGCCCCGACAGCGAGGCUCCGUCCACGGCUGAGGUCGAUCUGUUCAUGUCCACACAGAGGAUCAAAGUCCUCAAUGCAGACACUCAGGAGUCUUUAAUGGACCUGCCGCUGAGGACGAUCUCCUACAUAGCCGACAUCGGUAACAUGGUGGUGCUGAUGGCCCGGGGGAAGAUGGUCCGGUCCCGCAGCGCGCAGGAAAACCUGGACCACACGGCCGAGCAGACCAACAUGACCCACGACGACAGGCGGCUGUACAGGAUGAUCUGCCACGUCUUUGAGUCUGAGGACGCUCAGCUGAUCGCUCAGUCCAUCGGUCAGUCCUUCAGCGUUGCCUACCAGGAGUUCCUCAGGGCCAACGGCAUCGACCCCGAGGACCUGAGCCAGAGGGAAUACAGCGACCUGCUCAACACUCAGGACAUGUACAACGACGACCUCAUCCACUUCUCCAAGUCUGAGAACUGCAGAGACGUUUACAUCGAGAAGCAGAAAGGAGAGAUCCUGGGUGUGGUGAUAGUGGAGUCGGGCUGGGGCUCCAUCCUCCCCACCGUCAUCAUCGCCAGCAUGAUGCACGCCGGUCCUGCCGAGAAGUCCGGUCGACUCAACAUCGGAGACCAGAUCAUGACCAUCAACGGGACCAGUCUGGUGGGUUUACCGCUCAGCACCUGCCAGAGCAUCAUCAAGGGUCUAAAGUCUCAGUCCAGGAUCAAGAUGAACAUCGUCAGGUGUCCUCCCGUCACCAUGGUGCUCAUCCGCAGGCCGGAUCUCAGAUACCAGCUGGGCUUCAGCGUCCAGAACGGCAUUAUCUGCAGCCUGAUGAGGGGAGGCAUUGCAGAGAGAGGAGGUGUUCGCGUCGGUCACCGCAUCAUCGAGAUCAACAGCCAGAGCGUCGUGGCGACGCCUCAUGAGAAGAUCGUUCAGAUCCUGUCUAACGCCAUGGGAGAGAUCCACAUGAAGACGAUGCCUGCGGCCAUGUACCGUCUGCUGACAGCACAGGAGCAACCUGUCUACAUCUGAACACACACUCCUCACUCCUCUCACUCACAGCACUCAGUCUAUCUUUACUACUGUCCCUCCAUCUUUAGGUUGUUUUAAUACCUUUCCUCCUCUCUGUAUCCUGUUUGAUAUCACUUGACUUGCCUUAAUCUGUACAGUGGACUGUCAUGUAAACAUGUACAUCUACAGUGUGACAGCAGAAGGCAGAUUAUCUCACUAGGCCGAGUGUUAAUGUGACGUGUUAUGUUCGACCAAAGAGAAAUUGUGGAUUUUAUUGUGCAUAUUUAGGUGGAAAAAAAGAGUAAAUAUUACCUUUUUUUGUUAAAUAGCUGUAAUAUCUGAAUGUACUUUUAAUCAUGUUGGACCUUUAAGUUGUCAGGGCGAACCAAGUGAUACAAAAACUCUACACUGGAGCUAUCAAGGAAUGCAUGUACAGUUCUGCUGAAUAAACUCUAUGAAGAAAAAGA
This is a messenger RNA of Lates calcarifer (barramundi perch), 4838 nucleotides long. RefSeq names its product amyloid-beta A4 precursor protein-binding family A member 1-like. Gene Ontology annotation, cellular component: dendritic spine; plasma membrane; cytoplasm. NCBI's taxonomy places the organism in Eukaryota, Metazoa, Chordata, Actinopteri, Centropomidae. The record is from RefSeq and is a predicted model, not a curated record. Gene Ontology annotation, molecular function: protein binding; amyloid-beta binding. Gene Ontology annotation, biological process: chemical synaptic transmission.